Molecule: messenger RNA, 816 nt
Organism: Klebsormidium nitens
Lineage: Eukaryota; Viridiplantae; Streptophyta; Klebsormidiophyceae; Klebsormidiales; Klebsormidiaceae
Source: the annotation of a GenBank genome assembly
AUGCAGGACAACGUUAAUGGCAGCAACAUCAUCCGCGAAGCCGGCCUCAACAUCGCCCCCCCCCAGCACAGGUAUGAGGAGAAGGCCUGGUCGAAGAGGAGCACCCAGGGCGUGUACGGCACUAACGGGGUUCCUCUGUCGCCCGAGCAUGUGGCCACCCUGCAGGAGGGCGUCAUAAAGUGCUGUGGGGAUGAAGGCGCCAGGGUGGAGCUACUGGCGGACAAGAAGGGCGGACAGAAGCUGCAAAUUUCAGUCACGGAUGACAACACCUUCUUCAAGAUCAUUCAGGGGCGCGUGAGCGUGACUCUCCCCGGGGGCAAAAAGUGGGUUCUGCACCCCAAGCGCGGGGAGCUGGGCCCCACCACCUACGACCCCAUGGCGCUUGUCGUGGACGGGAUUAACCUUCCCAACCACAUCCGGGCAAGCGACAUUCUGGGUGCAGUCGCCGCUUCUGGAGCGGACAAGGACGACGUGAGUGUGGAGGAGUUCAAUGGGCCCAAUGGGCGCGCCUUUCUCGUUGAGACCUACGAUGAGACGGUUGCCGCGCGAAUCUGGCUUGGUGCAGCUAAUCUGCCCUCUGGGAAGAAGCUGGUUGCAGACCUGGCCUACUUCUGGAAGAGCGACGUGUUGAAGACCCAGAUCCCCAGCCUCGACCAGCGGUCUGCUUUUGACGUGCUGGUCAGGGACAACGGACGUCUCCUGGCCGCAAUCAUGCAGGCCAGGAACCACUUCAAGCGCACGUCCCGCGGCCUGCCAGAGUACAUCGUGGAAGAACCGGAGGAAAAGAAACCGAAGCGCCUGACCUUCAACAACUGA